Seminavis robusta is the source of this 573-nucleotide messenger RNA. NCBI's taxonomy places the organism in Eukaryota, Bacillariophyta, Bacillariophyceae, Naviculales, Naviculaceae. The record is from the annotation of a GenBank genome assembly.
AUGGACGUAGUUCAACAAAAGCUGGGUGUCCUGCGCACCCAUCUGGAUCAAAUCCCGGUGCUUCAGCAGUUGGAGGAGACCGCCAAGGUUCCCAAGGAGCAUUUGGUUUUGGGAGUCGGUGCCCUGCUUGUCAUUAUCAUUUUUUUCGGUGUUGGCGCAGGAUCGCUCUGCAGCGUGGUUGGCUUUUGCUACCCGGCCUUCAAAUCCUUUGAGGCGAUCGAGACAAAGAUCCGUGGCGACGACACGCAAUGGCUGGUGUACUGGAUCAUUUUCGCAUUCUUCUCCAUCAUUGAGGUCUUUGCCGAUUUCCUCCUCUACUGGAUUCCUUUCUAUUAUGCAUUCAAAAUGGCGUUUCUGCUGUGGGCGUUUCUUCCUCAAACUCGAGGAGCAAAAUUCCUGUACGAUUCCUUUUUGAAGGACCUACUAAAGAAAAACGAGUCGCGCAUUGAUGCUGCCUUGGCGGAUGCCAAAAAGCAGGCUGGAUCCAUUGGCGGGGAUGUAGCCAAGGUUGCAGGUGACGUUAUGGCGGAAGCGCAAAAAAUGGCAACGGCGGAUGACAAAAAGGACGAGUAG